AUGCAAGCCAACUACUAUCCUACUACUAGUAAUGUCUAUGACAAUGACCAGUGCUCUUAAUGGCUUCACUAAUGUAGCCUAAGACACAAGUUGAAAUGUCAACUUCAAAUUUGGGUUCUCUUAUCUUGACUUUAGGUUAUAAAGUGAAAAGUACGAAAAAGGAGCCCACAUAUGUCACCAAGGGGUCAGGGGUCUGAAUUUGAGCCACUUUAUGUCCUUUCACUUCUAGAAGAUACUUUAUGUCUCAUUCUUUCUAGAAGAGACUUUAAUGUGAUUUAGUCUAUACCUAAGAUUUAUUUAGAAUCUUUGACUAUCAAAGUCUGUACCUAAGAUCUACUCAGGAUCUCAAACUUUUAGGGUUUGUUUAAAUAAUUUUAGAGUAAAGUAUUUUUACAAGAUUUGCCUAAGAUCUUAGUAUGUCAAAGUUUGUUUUAAGUCAUUUUAGAGUUAGUCAAACUUUGGGAGUGCCCAACCUCCUUUCUAGGCUUAUAUAAAGGCCUCCAUUGUGACUUGAGGUCCUCACUUUUUAGUUGAAUUAGUUUUCUCCACUCUAAGAACCUUUCUCUCUUGCUUGUGGAUUCAGAUACCCCCUUAUGGAUUCAAGGGUUGAAGACUUCGAAUUUGUGGAUUCAGAGGUAGGUUUCUUCCCCAAGAUUAGAGUUUUGUGGAUUCAAGCCCAUAUCUUGUUUAUUUUUUGUAGUACCACUACGUCAGUUGGUAUUAGAACAAGUCAACAUUUCAAUCAAGGUUCAAAAAUGUCAUGAGAUAAAUCUGCUCAUAUUGGUGACGAUGAUUCACCUGAAGUUUUCUUAUCUCAAAAUUAGAUUUUAUUACAUUUCAAUAUUGAAUAAAUGAAAAAUUUGAUGAUAUUAGUGAUACCUUGAAACAACUUUUGGCUAGAAUGAGUGUAUUAGAGAGUCAUUCAUGCCCUCCUAGAGAUCAUGAAAUCAGACGUCCUCAAAAAGUUACUAAUGUUGAAUCUUAAUCAGAUACUCAUUGUUCAUCUUGUUCUACAAGUUCUAGAUUAAAAUUUGAAGAAAAUGAUUUAUGAGAUUUUCAUAUGAAGAUUGACUUACCAUGUUUUAAUAGUCAUUUGAAGAUUGAAGAGUUCUUAGAUUGAUUAGUUGAAGUAGAAUGAUUUUUUGAAUUUAUAAAAUUUUUUGAUGGAAAAUAAGUGAAGUUAUUGGCUUAUAAACUGAAGGGUGAAGCCUCUACAUAGUGGGAUCAAUUAUAGAUCACAUGUAUGAGAUCAAACAAAGAACUUGUACGAUCAUGGGAGAAAAUGAAAAUGCUCUUGAAAUUUCAUUUUCUUCUCCUUGAUUAUGAAAAAAUAUUAUAUCAACAAUAUCAAAAUUGUAGACAAGGAAAUAGAUCAGUUUCUGAUUAUGCUGAAGAAUUUUAUCAUUUAUCUUCUCAAAUUGACUUGACAAAAUUUGAGUCAUAUAUGAUUUCAAGAUUUAAAGAUAGUCUUAGAUGAAAAUUCAAGACAAAGUUAUUUUAUAGUUAUUUUACAAGCUUAAUGAUAUCGUAAUGGCUGUAGAGCAUGCUGAAGCCUUAUUAGAGAAAGGAAAAAUCAGAAUUUGAAAUUUUAGAAGUCAGAAUUCAACUCUUCAAUCAGAUAGAGGAAGAUCUGCUGUUAUUUCUUCCACAUCACAUAAUGGGCGACUGAAUCAAAGUUUUGUUAGAUCAAGUGAAGUAAAUCCUUCUGUCCAAGUCUCUACUAACAAAAAUCUUUAUACUCCUAAUAUCAUUCCUAAAUGCUAUAGGUGUGGAAAAAGUGGACACAAAUCAAAUAUAGCAUGGUAAACCUUGCAAAUUCUAUUGAAGAGGAAACAAAAUAUGAAGAACCAGAAGUUGAAGAUAAGGUAGAAGAAAAUUUUAUUGAAUCGGAUAUUAGAGAUACACUAUCACAUUCACUUGUAAUCAAGAGAUUAAUAUAUUCAUAAAAAAGAGAAGAAGACCCACAACACCAUAACAUGUUCAGAACAAGGUGUACUAUGAAUUUUAAGGUAUGCAAUAUAAUCAUUGAUAGUGGUAGUAGUGAAAAUAUUGUCUCUUCUAUGAUGGUUAAAAAAAUAGAUUUGAACACAAGCCUACACCCUCAUCCAUAUCAAAUUUGUUGGAUCAAGAAGGAAAUAAAAACUAAAGUUUUAGAAAUAUGUUUGAUAAGUCUUCAUUAUCAUGAGUUAAUAACUAUUAAAUAAUAUAGUUUUAGCCUUAACUCAUGAUAAAUAGACUUAUAUUUAUGUUACAGUGUGAAAAGUAGUUUUCAAUUAAUUAACAUGAAUUUUUGGGUAAUUAUGUGAUUUUAUAUGAUUUUUAUAGUCUUACUUUUGAGAUAAAUAAAGAAUAAGAAAUAAAAAUAAAAAUAUUACAAAAUGGUGGGACCCACUAGCCAGUUGGGCCCACAAGCGGGUUUGAAGCGUAAUUAGGGAGUAGUCAUGAGUAGGGGCUUGAGCAGCUUGGCUUGGACCGAUAGGGGCACGUGUGCAGCACUCCCCUUCCACGUCACUAGUGGCCAACCGGUUGUGGGGCAAGGAGUGGUCAUACACGUGAGAGAAGUGACUUUGGUUAUAAAGCUAACAUUACUAUAUAUUCACCCAAAAAAUCGGUGCACAAUUGAGGUAGGACUAAACCCACGUCACACCUUCCUUAGAAGAGGCGGGUGACCGGCGCGGGUUCGAAUCCUUCUAAAGUCAAAAUUUAUAUAUUUUUAUCUGAUUAUCAUGACUUUCCUGCAUAUCGCCGGUGAAGGAUUAAGCAAUGAAAAUCGCUAGAUCAUCGGUGAAAAUCUAGUCAACACGAUUCGCGAAGCAUUGCUACUAAAAUUGUUAAACGAUUCGUGAUAAAAGGAUCGCGAAUCCAUUGAGUAAAUCAUCGACGAACAAGCCGUUGUUGGGAAGAGGACGAUCUAUUGGGAGAUGAGUCGCCACCUCCUGAGAGCAUACCAGAUAUGAUGAAGAGCCUCCUCUUACUACACGGACCUAAGGAUGAAGCUCCCUAACAUACGCCCCACCUCCAUCCAGCUCCUCUCCAUUGGGUGACAGUUGCCAGAGAGCCACAAAGUUGCUAUUUUUCCACUCUGCCGAGUGACAGCCGCUAGAGAUGACUCGAUGACUCAUUUCAUUGAUCUUUAGACUUUGCGAGAAGAUCUAGAGAUUGUCCAUGUUGUCUUUGUCCAAUGAGAGACUUUGAGGCUGUGGACACUACACAACAAUCUUCCCAAAAGCUCAGGAUUCCGAUACAUUGCCGACGCAUUGCCAUUGCAACGCUAGAACUCUAUUUUACUACUUUCAGCUUAAUUUUCGUUGCAUUUAGUGAUAAUUUAUUGAUUUUAAAUUUACCAACAUAUACUUCAUUUCAUUACGAUUCUUCUGUCUUUUACCGAUCUUAAUUUGAUCAAUUAAAUCGUCUAUAAUCACUUAUGUAAGAAUCACCGGGUGGAACUCUAUUUCUGUCCGAUUCGCAUUUGCCAGGUGCUGAUGUCAUUAUGACGUCCGCACCCUUAUUUCCCUUUUUUGUGAAUUUUAAAUAUAUUUAUUUUUCAUUUUGUAGUAUAAAAUUCAUAGAAAAUCAUAUUCAUUGAGAAAAAUUCUGAAUAAUUACUAGAUAUUAUAUUACAGCCUUGUGAUCGACUUGGAAAAUUACCGCUAUUUUUGAAAGUUUUCUUAAAUUAUAAUUUAUAUAUUUAUUUAGAAAUACUUCUAAAUAUUUAAAAAUUCAUAUUUUCUAGUUUUAUAAAUUUUAGAUUUACGUGAUUUAAUAUACAAUGACUAAGUCACAUCAAUGUCUAAUCAAAUUUUCAAUUGAUAACACUUAUUUUGAUGAAGUACAAUGUGAUGUUGUUGAGAUGGAUGCUUGUCACAUAAAAUUAGGCCGACCAUGGUAAUUUGAUGUUGAUGCUACAUACCGUGGUAAGGAAAAUAUUUAUAUUUUCUAUAGAAAAUUUAAACAAAAUUGUUCUGGCUCCAAUGCAAGACAACGAUUUCAAUAAAGGAGAGAAGGAGAAAAGAAAAGUAAUGCUUAUCAAUUAGACAAAGUUUCAUAAAGAGUUUGAUAUUAAUACUGAAUUAUUUGUUAUUGUUCAAAAACCUAAUGUAAAUAUCAAAAUAACUGAUGUGAUAUCAAAAGCUGUUGAAAGUUUCUUAUUUGAAUUUUCUUGAAUUCAAGAACUAUCUACUCAUCUUCCACUAAUGUGAGAUAUACAACAUCAUACUGACUUUAUACCAAGAGCAAGCUUGCCUAACCUUCCACAUUAUAAGAUGACCUCACAAGAAAAUCAAAAUUUUCAAGAAUAAGUAAAAGAGUUAUUGAGUAAAGGAUUAAUAAGAAAAAAAUUAAGCCCAUGCUUUGUGCUUUCUCUACUUGUUCCAAAGAAAGAUGGAAGUUGGUGGAUGUGUGUUGAUAGUAGAGCUAUCAAUAAGAUAAUGGUUAAGUAUAGAUUCUCAAUUCCCCAUCUAGAUAACAUAUUAGAUAUAUGAUUUGUGGUUCUAAUUUUUUUUCAAAAGUUAAUUGAAAGAGUGGAUAUCAUCAAAUCUGAAUUCAGCUAGGAGAUGAAUGAAAGAUUAUCUUUAAAACUAAGGCAAGUCUUUAUGAAUGAUUGGUCAUGCCUUUUGGCUUAUCCAACACCCCUUGUACCUUUAUGAGAGUGAUAAAUCAGAUUCUAAAAUUUUUUAAUGGUAAAUUUGUUGUUGUUUAUUUUGAUGACAUUCUUAUUUACAGUACUACGGAAGAUGAACAUGUGAAGCAUUUCAGAUCAAUAUUUAAAGUAUUUCAACAUAAUGAAUUAUACAUUAACUUGAAAAAAUGUGACUCCAUAACUACUAAUUUGUUAUUCUUGAGAUAUGUUGUAAGUACAAAUGGUACCAAAGUAGAUGAAGAAAAGAUCAGAGCCAUUAAAGAUUAAUCAACAUCAACCACAAUUCAUCACGUUCAAAGUUUUCAUAGAUUAACAUCAUUUUAUAGAAGAUAUAUUUGAAAUUUUAACUUAAUAACAUCUCCAAUUACUACAUGUAUGAAAGAAUGUCAUUUUAAAUGGACAGAUAAAACUAGUAAAAAUUUUAUCGUGAUAAAAGAAAAAUUAUGUUUUGCUCUUGUUUUAGCCCUACCAAAUUUCGAUAAACUAUUUGAAGUGAAAUGUGAUGCAUCCAUACUUCGUAUUGGAGGUGUAUUGUUGUAAGAAGGUUGGCCAAUAACAUUUUUUGGUGAAAAACUUUUUGAGGCAAGAAAAAAAUGGACAACAUAUAAACUAUAAUUUUAUGCCAUGGUUCGUACUUUACAAACAUGAGAACAUUAUUUGAUUCAGUGAGAGUUUAUUUUAUAUACUAAUCAUCAAGCUCUUAAAUUAGUAAAUAGUCAAACUUCUAUCAAUAGAAUGCAUGUCAGAUGAAUCUCUUUCAUUCAACAUUUUACUUUUGUUAUUAAAUAAAAGUCAAAAAAACUGAAUUGAGUUGUAGAUGUUCUUAAUAGAAAAAUAACAUAUUUGGUGAAACUAUGUAUUGAAAUCACAGGAUUUGAUUCUCUCAAAGAAUUAUACCCAUACGACAAUGAUUUUUCUCAAUAGUAUAUAAUUUGUAUGUCAGGAAUAUCAACUAAAAGGUUUUCACCUACAAGAUUUUUUAUUUCAAGGAACACAGUUAUGAUUCUUCACAACUCUUUUAAGGAGAAACUACUAUGAGAAUUACAUUCUUCAGGUUUAAUAGGACACCUUCAUCGAGACAAGACUUUACAAUCAGUUGAAGAGUGAUAUUAUUGGCCUAAACUAAAGAAAGAUAGAGAAAAUUUUAUUCGUAAAUGUCAGGUUUGUCAAACCUACAAGGGACAAAGUCAAAAUAAUGGAUUAUACACUCCAUUACCUAUUCCACAAUGUCCAUAGGUUGAUAUUUCAAUAAAUUUUAUAUUAGGUCUGUCGUGAACAUAGAGAGGAGUUGACUCAAUUUUGGUGGUCGUUGAUAGAUUUUUAAAAAUAGCACACUUCAUUACAUAUAAAAAGACAAAUGAUGCAAGUCAAAUAGUCAAACACUUUUUUAAAUAAAUUAUUUUUUUACAUAGAAUUCUUGAGUCAAUUACCUUUGAUAAAGAUUCUAAUUUUAUAUCUUACUUCUGACAAACUAUUUGGAAGAGGUUUGACAUAUUUUUGAAAUUCAGUAGUACUAGACACUCACAAAUUGAUGGCCAAACUAAAGUUGUGAAUAAAACUCUAGGCAAUUUGAUUUGUUGUAUUUUAGGAGAAAAGUCAAAAUAAUAGAAUUAUGUUUUGGCACAAGCAAAGUUUGCAUAUAACUCAAUGAUUAAUCAUUUGACUAACUAAUAUCUAUUUUUAAUAGUAUAUUAUUUUUCUCUAAGAAUUCUAUUAUAUUUAUUAUAAAUAUUAAGACUAGUUAGAACUAGUAUUACUGUAAAUAAUAUGAUAGAUUUAUCAAAAUAUGUUAUGAAGGUGUGAUACACAAUCUCACAACCAAUUAUGAGAAGUAUAAAGUGACAAUAGAUAAUAAAAGAAAAAAAAAGAUAUUUGAAGUUAAAGAUAAAGUGAUGAUGUACCUUCAUAAAGAACGAUUCCUAAUAGUUAGCUACAAUAAGUUGAAGCCAAAGAAAUAUGGGUCAUAUCAAAUUCUACAGAAGAUCAAUGAUAAUAUGUACCUUAUUGAGCUCUCACCAAAUAUGACUAUUUCACCCACAUUCAAUGUUAGUGAUAUAUAUGAGUACUAUGAUGAUUCAAAUGAAAACUCAAGGAUGAGUUUUCUUGAAGGAGGAGAGACUAACGUAGCCCAAGACACAAGUUGAACUGUCAACUUUGAAUUUGGGCCCACUUAUUUUGAAUUUGGGCCAUGAAGUAAAAAGUACAAAAAAAGAGCCCACAUAUGUCACUAGUGGGCCAAAAGUUUGAAUUUGAGCCCAUUUUAUGUCCUUUCACUUUUAGAAAAUACUUUAUGUCUCAUUCUUUCUAGAAGAGACUUUAAUGUGGUUUAGUCUAUACCUAAGAUAUGUUCAGGAUUUCUAACUAUCAAAGUUUGUACUUAAAAUCUACUUAGGAUCUCUAACUGUCAGAGUCUGUACCUAAGAUAUAUUUAGGAUCUUUAAUUGUCAGAAUCUAUUUUAGGUUAUUUCAGAUUUAGUCAAAGUAUUUUUAGAGGACAUGUCUAAGAUCUCAAUUUGUCAAAGUCUGUUUUAAAUCAUUUCAGAAUUAGUCAGACUUUGUUCUUAGGAUAUGUCAAGAUCCUCCUUUUGGAGAGCACCCAACCUCCUUUCUAGGCUUAUAUAAAGGCCUCUAUUGUGACUUGAGGUCCUCAUUUUUUAGUUAAAUCAAUUUUCUCCACUGUGAGAAUCUUUCUCUCUAGCUCCACCCCUUGUGGAUUCAAGAGUUGAAGACUUCAAAUUUGUAGAUUCAGAAGUAGGUUUCUUCUCCAAGAUUGGAGCUUUAUAGAUUCAAGCCUUUAUCUUGUUUAUCUUCCACAAUACUAUUGCAUCAUUUACAUAGAAAUAGUAAAGUAGCAACCAAAAGUUAUGUUCAAAUUGAUAUUUUAGAAGGUUAACCUUCAAGAUCGUUUAGUUGAUUUAUGAGUCAAAAUUCAUAUAAAAGAGACUGAUUUGUGCAAGGAUUUUGAUGGUGGGCUAUUCCAAGAUCUUGCCUCACUACAUGGGUCAAAGAGGCGAUGAAUGGCAACAGAGGCCACUUCACAAUUGAGAGCACCAAAAUGUUGCAUUCAUUUCAUUCUGAAAUUGUAGAUAAUGGUUAUGUUUGCUCGUUGACUUUGGGGAUCUAGUUUUAGUGGGUUUUGGCUCAUCCUACUUUUGAAUUUGAGAAGCAUAUCUAGUGUUGCCCGGGCCAUGAAUACUCGAUAAUUAUUUGAAAGUUCAGCCCAGCCCAUUGACCUGGGGGCGGCCGAAAGUCAAACCCCGCGCUGCUUGCUGCUCAACAGGAAGCUGAACGACGGCCGGCAAUACCCGCGGCGGAUGAACAUGUCGGCGAGGACCUUAUACAUGGCCUCCGUCAGGUGGGCCCCGUCCCAGUUGAUGUACCUCCUCGGGUCUGGGCAGGCGGUGGUCACCGCCGGAGUGGCACACGUGGCGAAUAGAUCGAAGUUGAAUGGGCCGCCGCCGGACCCGCAGCAGGUCUUGAAGGGCUCCCGGAAGCCAAAGGCCUUGGGGUUCUUCAUAACGGCGCGGUGGGCGGCGGCGUAGUCGGCAUAUGAGAUGAUGGCACGUGGAUGACGGCGGCGGAGGUCGUCCAGCCUGGACUGGAGUAGGACGUUGAAGGCGGCGCUGCGGCGGUUCUGGGAGGCGGAGCAUGCGAGGUCGUCCCGGUGGUCUCCAGCAGGGACGAGGCUCAACGUGAGGGGGAGGCAGCCGGAGAGCGGGUGCCCUUGCACGACCAUGUACUUGGCGCCCUUGCUGAGGAGGGCCUGUAGCCAGAAAAGGAAGAAGAAGACCGAUUAUUUUCUUUUCACGAGUACCCAAAAACUGAAUUUAUCAUUAUUCUUCUCCACAGUUAUCGCAUAGAUAUUUAAAGACUAUUUAUCUAAUGUUUUCGUAUAAAAUAAAAAAGUAUAUUUACGAAAAAAUUACAUUUAUGACCAUGAGCAGUAAAUUCAGAAAGUUCAUUAUCAUAACUCCCUGCCGCACGCCAAAGUGUAUGAGGUCCGAGAAAAUUAGGGUAUAAGAAAAAUAAUCAGACAGCGGAAGCUCCAACCUCACCCAUGGAGUGAGGCCUGCUGCCUCUUCUGGUCGCUCUAGGAAUCUACACGCAACACAAACUUUAUAUAUACCCCAAAAAAUAGAUACCUUUAUUAUAAUCUCCAGCUCUUUUAUUUACCCAUUAAAGAAUUGAAGAGAUAAUGUCGUAGUAAAUAGGAUAGACAUGCAAAAAAAAUAUAAAAACAGAGGGCUUGAAUUUGUCCUCUGUUAAACGAAACGAGGAACUGUCCUCUGCUUUUAAAAAAAUUGCUACUAUCUGUCCUCUGUUAAACGAAAAACCCCACUUCACCACCGCCAAUAAUCUGAAUGCGCAGAGACUCUCUUGGGAGUGGUAAAGGAUAACGAACUGUUCCAGUCUUCUUCUUACCUCGAGAAAUCUGGUGACGCUGUCGAGGACCAGCUCCUGGACUUGGUCCGGCGAGACGCGGGAGCCGACGAUAUAGGCGUUGUCGUUGACCCCGAUCUCGCCGACCCAGAAGAGGGCGCUCUCCAUCUCGGCGGUGCACGCGGCGGGCAACCUGCGAUGCCGCCUCCCGCCACAGCCCCGCUCUGCCAUGAGCCUCUCAAACCAGGCCAGCUGCGUCCCCAGGGAUUGCUGGAUGAUGUCAAGGGAGAGGUUGUUGCGGACGAAGAAGGAGUGA
This is a messenger RNA of Spirodela intermedia, 9335 nucleotides long. The record is from the annotation of a GenBank genome assembly. Lineage: Eukaryota; Viridiplantae; Streptophyta; Magnoliopsida; Alismatales; Araceae.